Messenger RNA from Euleptes europaea (tarantolino), 370 nucleotides. It is a transcript of the gene FAM240C, whose product is annotated as family with sequence similarity 240 member C. The transcript has 3 exons. Bases 101 to 370 code for a protein of 89 amino acids. The record is from RefSeq and is a predicted model, not a curated record. NCBI's taxonomy places the organism in Eukaryota, Metazoa, Chordata, Lepidosauria, Squamata, Sphaerodactylidae.
UAGAAAGAGAGGAUCCUCGAGGUAAAGGUGGAACAUUUCAGUACUGACUCCAGAAACCCUAUAUUCUGAAAGAAGAGGAAGCUUCUGUAUUAUUAAAAAAAUGAAUAAAGCCACUGGUCUGAAACGUCAUGGGGUGGUAAUCUAUGAUGCAAAUGGCUUGAAGAACUUCUGGGAAGAAGUCAUUGAAGUACACACAAAACAAAAAGAAGUAGAAGAUUCCCGCUUAACCAAGAGUGCUUUGAAUAAGCUCCGAAGUGAAUGGGCCCAAAGGCUGGAAGGGCGAACAAGGAUGCUGCAGACCACCAAAAAACUAAAAGGACAGAAUACCCUUUUGUCAAUUGACACAUUUCAGCACAAAACAGUGUUCUAA